AUGGUUUGGCCCAAGCAAGCCGCCACCCUGGCCAUGGUCGCCCUCCCAGUCGUCGCCCAUGCCGCAAUCCUCAGGGACAUAUCCGGCCUCGCAGAACACGGCGACCUGGCCGGCAACGGCGCGCCUCUACCGUCAGUCCCGGCCGCGGGCAACCGCAAGCGACAGGCCUCCGGCGGCUUCCUGGACUCGACCCCGGGCUCCAGCACCACCCCCGCGUGCGAAGAGGCAAGCACUUUCAGCCUCAACAACUUUGGCCAGCUCGAGGUCAGCGGCCAGGUCAUUUCGAUGAACCCCGGGACACCAUACAUCGCUCUCCGACCCAUCAGCCCGCAGGGGUCCAUCACAAUCACUUUCAGCCUCAACAACGGUGCCCUGACGUGGACCAACGACGCCUUCUUUGGCGGACAGGCCGGCUUCUGUCAGGAUACCACCGGCCAGGUGUUCGCUACGUUUGUCGACCCGGCCGUGGCGUAUCCCCCCAAUUGCGCGGCCGUCGCACUCGGCCCGAUCGUAGCAUCAACCUGCGGGGCCGGCGGCUCUACAACAGGCGGCACGACCGCAAGCCCCAUCGUAACCUCCCUCGGCAGCACCAUCGUCAGCACCGGCACCGACGGCAGCGUCUUCAGCUCAGUCAGCACCUUCGCAUCGACGAUCUCGGGGCCCAUCACGUCGGCCCCGACGGACGCCCCGGCCGUCCCGACGCCGGUGGUCAACGGCACGCUCACGCUCCGCCCAGGCCUGUACGCCGAGGGCAACUUUGUCAACCCCGCUGGCCAGACGUGCAGCGUCGUCACCGAGUCGUGGAUAUUCGGCGACACGACGCUGCUCCCCCACACGGCCACUACCACAGUCGUCUAG
Molecule: messenger RNA, 858 nt
Organism: Colletotrichum chrysophilum
Lineage: Eukaryota; Fungi; Ascomycota; Sordariomycetes; Glomerellales; Glomerellaceae
Exons: 2
Coding region: 1-858 (285 amino acids)
Source: RefSeq, a predicted model, not a curated record